Molecule: messenger RNA, 828 nt
Organism: Thlaspi arvense
Lineage: Eukaryota; Viridiplantae; Streptophyta; Magnoliopsida; Brassicales; Brassicaceae
Source: the annotation of a GenBank genome assembly
AUGCCUUUCUCUCUCUUCUCCCGCAAGAAACCCACUCGCCGAUUCAAUGGCUUCUACGCCGACUGGUCCAAAACCCUAUCGGAAAACUGCCUCCCUCUCCUCCGCCAAUCUCUUUCCUCCGCCGCUUCCGCUUCCGUCCUCUCCUCCAACGUGGAUCUCGUCCUCCGCCAUCUCGUCCUGUACUACGAAACCCUAGAUCUCGCCGCCGAUCCUAACACCAUCGCUUACCUCCUCUUCCCCUCGUGGCGCAACUCGCUCGAGACGCCGUUCCUCUUCAUCGGCGAUAUCCAUCCUUACCUCCUCACCAACCUCCUCCGAUCCUUCAUCGAUAGAGAGAAUCGAGAUUCCGACGACGACGAAGAUUCCCUCCGCCUGAUUCCGGAUCUGGUGAAUCAGCCGCUGAAGAUCGCGACCGCGUGGAAAGAUCCAUCGGACGAGCUGAUGACGAGGAUCGAUCAGAUCGAGUGCACGAUGAGGCUUAUGGUCCCUGUUCUAAUGGAUCGGAUGAGGAAAACGCAGAGAGGCUUCGUGUCUCGGGUCUCUGAGAAUUGGAUCUCGUCGUAUCAAGCGGGAAAGAAGAAGAAGACGGUCGCGGCGGUUGCAGCUUCGGCGGCUUCGGUGGAUGAGGAGGCGAAAGUGGAGAUGGAGGAGCUUGUGAGUAUCUUCGUUGAUGCGAAUCGACUGAGGAAGAGUGUGAUCAUGGACAUUGUUGGAGCUACGAGCGAGCAUCAAGCUGCUUUGUUUCUUGAAGGUUUAUGCCAGUUUCUCGUUGGGUUUAAAGAUCAGGUUCUUCUCCAAGAUUUCGAGGUCGUUGCAUUGCCUAAUUAA